Molecule: messenger RNA, 894 nt
Organism: Cordyceps militaris CM01
Lineage: Eukaryota; Fungi; Ascomycota; Sordariomycetes; Hypocreales; Cordycipitaceae
Product: UPF0023 family protein
Exons: 2
Coding region: 1-894 (297 amino acids)
Biological process (GO): ribosome biogenesis
Source: RefSeq, a predicted model, not a curated record
AUGUCGCGCAUCAACCAGCCGUCGAACCAGAUCAAGUUGACCAACGUGUCGCUGGUGCGCUUAAAAAAAGGCAAGAAGCGCUUUGAAAUCGCCUGUUACAAGAACAAAGUUCUUGAGUGGCGCUCCGGCAUCGAGACGGAUCUCGACAACGUGCUGCAGAUCCCCAACGUCUUCCUCAACGCCUUUGGUAAGAAGAUGACGACCAACGAAAUCAUCCUCGAGAUCUUGAAGAAGGGCGAGCAACAGGUGGGCGAAAAGGAGCGGGCGGCGCAGCUCGAGCGCAUCAACAACGAAGUGAUUAGCAUUGUGGCGAGCAAGCUGGUCGACCCGCGCACCAAGAGAGUGUACACGUCGGGCAUGAUUGAAAAAGCACUGGACAUGCUCAGCUCGCAGGCGCAUACAACAGACACCAAGGACAAGGCGGCGGACAAGGGGAGCGCGGCGGACAAGGGAGGCGUGGCGGGCACGCCGGCGACGGGUGAGGACAGCGAGGCCAAGCCGCCCCCCAAGGAGCACAGCUGGACGGGCGUCUCGACAACUAAGAGCGCCAAGAGCCAGGCGCUUGAGGCCAUGAAGGCGCUGAUCGCGCACCAGCCGAUUCCGGUGGCGCGCGCGCGCAUGCGUCUGCGCAUCAGCUGCGGCACCAGCGUGCUGAAGCAGGCCGCCAAGCAUGUUGCCAAGGAAGAUGGCGAGCACCAAAAGGGCACGGUCAAGGACAAGAUUCUGAGUUACAUCGAACAGGUCGAGACGCAGGACGUUGUGGGCUCCGACUGGGAGGUGGUUGGCUUUGUCGAGCCAGGUGCGUUCAAGCCACUAAGCGACUUUAUUGGCAACGAGACCAAGGGACAGGGUCGAGUUGAGGUGUUGGACAUGGCGGUGACGCAUGAGGAGUAG